Messenger RNA from Fusarium subglutinans, 381 nucleotides. RefSeq lists its product as uncharacterized. The record is from RefSeq and is a predicted model, not a curated record. Bases 1 to 381 code for a protein of 126 amino acids. The transcript has a single exon. NCBI's taxonomy places the organism in Eukaryota, Fungi, Ascomycota, Sordariomycetes, Hypocreales, Nectriaceae.
AUGCUGUCUUCCACUGUCCUCAGUGCUCUGGCACUCUUUGCUGCUGCUGUAAAUGCAGGCCCCUGCCGUCCGUCGACAACUUUAGCCGGAACCACUACUGAGGCCACCUCAACUGCAACUGUCAUUGGCAGUACUACCGAUCUCACAUCAACUACCAUUGAGAGCGCCACAGAGACUGAGACAACCGACAUUGCCACUACUACCACCGCCAUCGCUGAAGAGUCUACCACUACCGAAGCCGCCAGCACCACGACCACCGCUGCGGUAGAGGAGUAUUCGUGCUCUACUCCAGACGACUGUGUUGCCUACCCGGAUUUAUGUCUUGAUGGGCUGUUGAACUUGUGCGUUUGCUUGAACGCCGUUUGUACGCCGGCCAACUAG